CAAAUGUUGUUUCUUCACCUCUAGACUUCUAACAGAAAAACAUACAAAUUACUGAACUAUUCUGCCGGACUACGAUUUAUCGUGAUUCAUGCGUGAGCAAAAAUGGCAUCCCAUUUUUUGAUUAUUUCUCUAUUCUUCGUGUUCCUCGCAAUUUCAACUACUUUUGGUGAAAAUGGAGAGACCGCUCUCGAGAACACUUAUGGAAUGGCUCCUGAAGAAGGUGUGCUCGGCCAAUUGAUUCGAGCCAAGAGGCAAUGGGGAUGUGGAUGUGAUUGCUGGGGAUGCUGUGGUCCAACACCUGAUCCUGCUGCAACUCCGGCUCCAUGCAAUUGUGGAUGUUGUGGAUGUGGAUGGGGAAAAUAA
Molecule: messenger RNA, 363 nt
Organism: Caenorhabditis elegans
Lineage: Eukaryota; Metazoa; Nematoda; Chromadorea; Rhabditida; Rhabditidae
Gene: T26E4.9
Exons: 3
Coding region: 103-363 (86 amino acids)
Source: RefSeq, marked reviewed